Molecule: messenger RNA, 4259 nt
Organism: Hymenoscyphus albidus
Lineage: Eukaryota; Fungi; Ascomycota; Leotiomycetes; Helotiales; Helotiaceae
Source: the annotation of a GenBank genome assembly
GGUCGCCCUUUUGCGACCCCAAGCCUUCAGCUAUCAGCAGAAACACUUGGACCUGAUACACCCCGCAUCGCAUCGCAUCCGCACCCCAUCCAUCUGUGCCUCCCGCGUUGACGACUCCAAAAAUAACAAUCCGUACGUCACGCAGCAGAAAUCCUUCAUUGGAUAACUUAACCUUUCGUACCAGGCCAUGGCAGGCCGUCAAGGAAGACCAGAUGAGGAACUUUUCCUCGGUAGACCGCAUAAUGGCGGCGAUAGUCCGACUGUCGAGCCUUUGAGAAUCCACAAGCCAAACAGCCCACAACCUUCUUCAUCCGCCGGGCGUGGAAAAAACCCCCAGCUGUCGACGAAGCUCACGUUUCCACUGCCUCCCGGCGCAUCAAGCUCUGCAAAUCCUUUGCCUUAUCCUGACGACGAGUCUGACGACGACGAGGAUUUAUUCCAAGCCCCCCCUCAGCCCCGACCCCACCGAGCCCUAUACCCCGAAGACAGGAACCCCUCUCAAGGCUCGUAUGGGAUCGGAGGGGGAGGACAGAGACAAGAACAAUCUAGGCCAGGUACAGGAGGAAGGAAAGAAUCGAUUGACACGGCUCCGAGAUUAAUGACAAGUCCCAUCGAAAAGAAGGGCCCGGGUCUGGCAGAAAGACGUGGAACAGCUCCAAAGCCCCUACCCGAGUCCCCAGGUCCUGAUCUUCCUGAUAAGGAGGGGUUAUUUGCAAAAUCUCUCAGAGAUCCUAAACCUCCACCCAAGAUUGUUUCCUCUUCAACUGGAGGCCGGCGCCCAUCUGAGGGAGGCAAUCCUUAUCCUGAGUACCAUCAGCAGUAUUUCCCCCCACCCGUGCCAAAUCCUCCAGAGCCUUCAGAUCAUAACUUAGCCGCACCAACUCCCAGUGGAAUGAAUAGAUUUGCGUCCACAGCAUCUACAUCUACCACAAGAGCUACUAGAGGCUCUCCCCCACCUCCCGAAACUCCUAUUAUUGGGCCUGGCGACCCGAUAGCUGGAGGUGGAAUCGAAGCCCGAUAUGCGGCAGCAGGAAUAUCUGGAACAGCUACGUUGAGUAGUCUUCACCAGCAAAACAAUGCUGCUGCCCAAAGAGCAAAUCAAUAUGGAACUCCGCCUGUUCCGCAGCUCCCCCAAACUCCAGGGCUCACUGCACAACAAACUGCACCUAGACCAUGGACUCCAACAGAGCUUCCAGAUACCCAACCUCACGGUCCACCCACAGUCUAUCAAGGUCUAAAUCAAGUAUCAACCUCACCAUCACCACCAGCACAGCAAAGCGGUAGUCAAACAAAUAUACCACAGACCAAUUCCUUUGAACAAGACUUUCAACGCAUGCAAUUAUCUCCAUCACCUCCACCAGCUUAUUCUAGUGUUGGCCCAGGAUCAAAUGGUGAUAGUAAUGCAUCAAGCUAUCCCCCAGAAAAGGGGGGUCGUGCUCCCGUCCCGGCUGCCAUCAACACGAUAGCAAAACCAAAUAUUGCUCCAGCAAUGAUGUCUCCAGAAUUGCAGCAUCCAGGACACCCAGCUUUUGCAAAUGAUGCAGCUAGAAUACAAGCCGCUCAACCCCAACCAACUCCACAACCAAUUCCCGUACAACAGCAGCCACAGCAGCACGUUCAGCAACCACAACCGCAAACGCAGCCACAACAGCAGCAGCCACAACAUAUGGCAAACUCGUCUCCAUUCCAAGGUGCUGGACCAUCAUCGCCGCCUCCUCUUCCGGAAGGUUGGAUUGCUCAUUUAGAUCAAAAUUCUGGCCAAUAUUAUUACAUUCACUUGCCAACUCAAGCAACACAAUGGGAGUUUCCCAAAGGCCCUUUGCCACUCAAUCACGAUACCGCCCCCCUCUCUCCUACCAUAUCUACUUAUGGAAAUCCUCUUGCUUCGCCUGGUCUGAGCCAAUUUGGCAAACUGAUUGGCUCACCUGGGUUUCCACCCCAUACUCCUGGCUAUGCCGAGAGCAUCAUGAGUAUGGCAUCUCAGACUCCAACCGCAGCUGGGUUUUCGGGUCCUCCACCAAGUGCUGGUGUGGACAUGUAUAAAAUUGCGCCGACCAACGGAGUCUAUUUUGGCCCAUAUCUCCGCUAUGUAAAUAUGGACAUGGAGAGAGGCUUGUGGUUGGGGACAAUUAUGCUUGUCACAGAUGGCCCACAACCACCUACAAUUCACAUCCAUAAAAGUGUUGAUUUGUCUCCCGACCCGCGCCAGCUUAAACCAAAGCCAAUAUCCACUCAUCAACGAUGGACAUUCUAUCGAUAUGAUGUAGACCUGCAGAUGGAUGAUGGUCCUGGUGAUAAAUGGACUUAUGCAAUUACUUCGCACCUUGGUUGUACUCGUUACGAGUUCUUGGUUGCUGGUCGGUAUGAAACCAAUUGGAGGUUUAUUGCCCAUUCUGGCAAUGAUUUUGCUAUGAAUACUAGUGUGGCUGAGCGCUCCAAGCUUGGUGGGAUUGGCUUUAUGUGGAAAGAUGUGUUGCAAAAGAAUGUUGACUGCGGUGGUUUCCAUGUUCAACUUGGACUGGGCGAUCAAAUUUAUGGUGAUAGAUUAUGGAAAGAAAUCCCACUGCUCAGGCAAUGGCUUGCCAUGAGUGGAAAAGAGAAUCGAAAAAGCGCAGCGUGGACUGCACGCCACGAAGAAGAUGUAGCACAUUCAUAUUUCCAUUACUACACCAGCCAUUUCGAUCAACCAUAUUUGAGAGAAGCGUUUGCGCAAAUUCCUCAUAUUCUACAAAUCGAUGAUCAUGAUAUGUAAGUGUUCUCUGCAUGUCGUUUAUCCAACGGUCAACUGACAAGUACCAGUUUCGAUGGUUUCGGCUCGUAUCCAGACUAUAUGCAAUCCUCCAACAUGUUCAAGAACAUUGGGCGUAUUGGAAUUGAGAUGUAUCUUCUAUUUCAGCAUCACACAACACUCGAGAUUCUUCGUAAUGUCAGUACUGACGUAGAUCUUUUCACCAUUACUGGUCAAGGCUGGCAUUUUGUCAAAUAUCUAGGGCCAGCAGUUGUAGUUAUAGGACCAGAUUGCCGCUCAGAGCGCAAUCAGCGUCAAGUGCUAGCUGGCCCAACGUACCAGGGCAUAUUUCCAAAAGUUGCAAUGUUACCUCCAAGUGUUCAGCAUUGUAUCUGGAUGAUCUCAGUGCCCAUCGUGUACCCUCGAUUGGAAACAGUGGAGAGCCUUGCCCACACCAUGGCGACUGGCAAGAAAGCUUUCACGGGAACAUACAAUCUUCUUGGAAAGGUCACUAGUUCAGUAGCUGGUGUUGUUGGUGGAAAGGAAGCUGUAGCUUCUGGGUUCACUCAAGUGAAGAAAGCAGUCGGAAAGUCCGGGCUCAUGGGAGGAGUUCUCAACACAUUCGGUGAUAUCGAUAUUGCCGACGAGCUCCGUGACAUGUGGACCCAUGAUUCCAAAGACCUAGAGAGGACCUACUUGAUUCGAACACUUCAAACCAUUUCCAAUCAAAAGGGUAUACGCAUGACGUUUUUGUCUGGAGGUGAGUUGAUCCAGGAAUUCUACGACCAGAAUUGCGCUAAUGAACUUCAGAUGUGAAUUGUUGUGGGGCAGGUCUUGUACAUGAUCCUACCCAUCCAAGCGACCAUAAGACAAUGUACCAAGUUAUAUCCUCGGCUGUUGUAGCAGCUCCGCCACCAUCAUACGUCCUCAAAAUGCUUCAUAACAAUAAGCCACUUUACGUGCCUGCGAACGGUCAGAAAUCAACGAACCAGGUUUCGGACACCAAAGAAGACAUGAUGGAGAUCUUUCGAACAGACACCAGCGGCGGACCUAGAGAAAUGAAGAAACUUAUGGGUAGAAGGAAUUAUGUCGCUUUUGUCGCGUAUGAUCCGGAGGCUAUCUCAGCUGGUGGCCAAGGCUAUGCUGCUAGUGUUCAUAGUGGACAGCAAGGAUUGGCGAAGUUGAGUUUGGCGGUGGAUUUCGUGGUGCAAGGGGAUGGUGGAUUUAGUGCUCCGACGAAGUAUGGUCCUGUUAUCAUACCGAGUCUUGAGUUUGGGCGGUGAGCUUGAUUCGAUAAGAUUGAUGGGGUAGGAAAUCUGGCAUGGUCGGGCUUUAAUAGUGAUACAUGAGUUCAUGGAUUUCAUCAUGUAAAGAAGGAAGCAAGCAGGACUUGAUUUUUGAAUAAGCAUCUCAGGGAGUUGUUGGGUAGCGCUGCUGGGAUAUAGUUUCUGAGUUCAUGCUUGCUCUUCUCGCCUCUUUUUUGGUUUCUGACAUAUCUCCACAUAGCGAAUAGAUAUGAAACUUGGAUGAU